CUGAAGUGCAAGCCGAAAAUAUCAAAAUAAAAAAUUGUUUUGCUUGUUUUCAAUGCCAUUGUCAGUUAUAUAACUAAACGGUUUCAAAAUGUUUUCUCUAGUGGCUGAUUAUGGGGACAGUGCGGAAGAAAGCACUAAAUCUGAAAGCAGUUCUACCGAGAAUUCAGAUUCCGAACAACAGAGCGAACCUUCGACGGCGGAGAAAAGGCAUGCACAACCUGUUCUCCCUAGCGCCAGUUUAAUGCUGGCUAACGACAAAAAAAUCAUUCCCGGAGGAGUUUUCAGCAAUCCGUUUCGAGAAGCUGAGGAUGCAAAGCUGGCCAGUUUGGAGAAACACGUUAAAAUGGUUGAUACAGAGCACGAAACCAGUGAACAAAAACGUAAAAUAUGCUGGAGCUAUCGCAAAGGCCGCUGCCGGUUUGGAAGCAAAUGCAAUUUUGCUCACGACUCCGACUUGAUACUGAAAAAGGAGUUGCACGGUAGCUCACAGUUGGCCCAGCCGACACCAGAAGAGGAGGCACAUUCCAGUCAGCCUGACGGUGUGCUCUCACCAUUGCAGAAACAGCAAGCAAACAAGAAAAAGCGACCGGGCUUAAGUCGAAAUUUGGUUCCACCGAAAAAGGUCUUGAAAAUGUACCAGCGAGACAAGUACAGCGGAAAGCCUUGAGUGGAGACUACAACUUCUUGGGAGUAUUUAAUGACAGGUAACUAGUAGUAUUAUCGUUUAACGGCAAAGAUCAGAGAAGGUAAAUUUAAAUAAUUUUUAUCUUGUAAGUAGUGAUAGUGGAAUAAGAUUUAUUUUUUA
Messenger RNA from Sabethes cyaneus, 805 nucleotides. RefSeq lists its product as uncharacterized. The coding region runs from base 89 to 667 and encodes 192 amino acids. NCBI's taxonomy places the organism in Eukaryota, Metazoa, Arthropoda, Insecta, Diptera, Culicidae. Gene Ontology annotation, molecular function: metal ion binding. The record is from RefSeq and is a predicted model, not a curated record. The transcript is spliced from 3 exons.